AUGUCCACCACUGUGACUGAUUUGACCUUGUCCAAUGGUAUGAAAAUGCCUAUUCUUGGUUAUGGAACCUGGCAGGCCGAUGAAGAAAAAUUAGAAGCGGCUUUAGAUUGUGCUUUGGAAACUGGUUAUCGUCAUAUCGACACUGCUUACGUUUAUAAAAAUGAACACGUUGUCGGAAGAGUACUCAAAAGAUGGUUGGAUGAGGGAAAAGUCAAAAGAGAAGAUCUUUUCAUUGUGACGAAGCUUCCCAACAUCGGUAAUAGAGAAUCCCAUGUUCAAAAAUUUUUGGAUCUUUCACUUUCGAAAUUACAAUUGGAUUAUGUUGAUCUAUAUUUGAUUCAUACUCCUUUUGGAUUAAAAUAUGUCGACGAUGAAACGACAUUUCCGUUAAAACCGGAUAAAACAGUCGAUUUUGAUUAUUCUACAGAUUUGAUAGCAAUAUGGAAGAAAAUGGAAGAGAUGGUUGAUUUGGGUAAAACAAAAUCGAUUGGAGUUUCAAAUUUUUCAUCUGAACAAGUUGAUAGAAUAGUUGAAAUAGCAAGAAUAAAACCCGUUACGAAUCAAGUUGAACUCCAUGUUUAUAAUCAGCAAAGAGAAUUGGAAGAAGCAUUGAAAAAACAUAAUAUUACAUUAACGGCUUAUUCAUCGUUGGGAACACCCGGAUCGAAAAUAUUUUUUGAACAAUUCGGUUCACAAAUUGAACUUCCCAGUUUACUUGAGAAUCCGGUCGUCGUGCAAAUUGCGUCCGAAGUUGGCAAAACUGCGGCUCAAGUUCUUUUAAGAUUCGUUAUUCAAAGAGGAAUUGCUACCAUUCCUAAAAGUGUUACACCGCACAGAAUAAAGGAAAAUUUUAAUAUUUUCGAUUUUGAAUUAUCGCCGGAACAAAUGUCACAAUUGGAAGCCCUUGAUAAGAAAACCAGAAUAUUAAAAAUGGAAGAAUUUUUUAAAAAUUUGGAAACUCAUCCGGAGAACCCAUUUUCAAAAUGA
Messenger RNA from Pediculus humanus corporis (human body louse), 987 nucleotides. RefSeq names its product aldose reductase, putative. The record is from RefSeq and is a predicted model, not a curated record. Gene Ontology annotation, molecular function: aldose reductase (NADPH) activity. Lineage: Eukaryota; Metazoa; Arthropoda; Insecta; Psocodea; Pediculidae. Gene Ontology annotation, cellular component: cytosol. Bases 1 to 987 code for a protein of 328 amino acids. The transcript is spliced from 7 exons.